UCAAUCAGUCACACAAGCCGACGCCACAUAUAACAUCAAAAGCCGGCCCAACCGGGUCUAGCCUUUCUCCUCCUAUAUACACCGACUCCCAUCGCCGCCUCACCGACUUUCUUCGCCGCUUUGACUUUCGCCGAUCAAACAAAACCCUAAACCUCACCGUUAACAAUGGCAAUGAGAUCCGCCAUUAUCUCACGGUUGGCUCCUUUUCGUAGUGUCACGGAUUCGUCCAGUUCUCGUUCGUCCUUUCGUUUUUUCAGCGAUCAAGGUCGCGUCCUAAGCGAGGAAGAACGCGCUGCUGAGAACGUCUACAUCAAGAAAAUGGAGAGAGAGAAGCUGGAGAAGCAAAAACUGAAGGAGCAAAAGGAGAAAGCCGAGAAAGAGAAGGCUGAGAAGAAACCUUAAGGACCAGGAGAUGCUUAUAAAUGGCUGACAUGGGUUGACUGUCACUCUUGCUGCUGCUGUUGCUGCUGCUGUUGCUUGCAAGUAGUACAGAGAAAUAAAUGUAUGUGAUAUUGAAAAGAACUCGCUGUGUGUCUGUAAAGAGUGUAUGAUACCUCUGGAUUGUUAAAUUGUGAUGCUGUUUGUUGUUCUGUUAAUCUUGCUAGGCUCUACCAUUUGGGCCAAAAGCAAAGACCGUACAUGUUUCCCUCUUCGACCACUCUGUGUGGGACAUUGGAUUCGUUUGGUAUGUUCUCUUAGGCUCUAGACGAAUUUAGCACGACACUGAUAGGGUUCUUUCUGUUUUGAUGUUUGUAGAGACUUGAUGUGUUCUUGGAAUCACGAGUACUUUUCCUACCUUUUUUUUCUAA
Cynara cardunculus var. scolymus (artichoke) is the source of this 809-nucleotide messenger RNA. RefSeq lists its product as uncharacterized. The record is from RefSeq and is a predicted model, not a curated record. The transcript is spliced from 3 exons. The coding region runs from base 166 to 402 and encodes 78 amino acids. Lineage: Eukaryota; Viridiplantae; Streptophyta; Magnoliopsida; Asterales; Asteraceae.